GACGCCGCUGCUUUCGUUCGACCGACUCCAACGACGACAGUGGUAUCGCGUCAGCCGCACCGCACUGACCGCACAUGCGAUUACUACGACGUGACUCUCUCUCACUCACUCACUCUCGUUCUCUCUCGCUCGCUCGCUCACCGUCUCUCUGUCACUCGUUCUCUCUCCGUACCCGUAUCGCUGUUGUACACCGCGAUCGCUAUUUCGCGCGCGUCCGUUUCACCACCUCGUCUUUUUCUCUUCCUGUCACUCGCCGUAGCUGUCUUUCACGCGCCAGCGAGCACAGCGACUCCCCCUUUCUCCUGUGAUUUUUUCACGAAACGCCGUCGCUGGCUCGUCCGGCUAACGAUAAUAACAAUAACAACAAACGUUCCGACGUCUCAACGCGUACCACCGUCGUGAUGCGAUCGUAAGUCGCGUACCCGUUUUUCCCGUGAUUUUUUUUCCCUUCUCCCCCUACCACCGUUGCUGUUCUCGGCUUGUCCGUUUUUUUUCUACCGAUUCGCUAUCGCCCCCGCCGAUAUGCCGCUGUUCGGCAAGAAGGACGUGUCGAAAAAGUCGAAAAAGGACGCAGAAAAGUCUCAGUCCAUCGAAGACAAGUACGAAGUGAAAGACCUUCUGGGAACGGGCGCGUUUUCCGAGGUACGUUUGGCCGUGACCAAGGAACAACCAAAGGAAAUGUACGCCGUGAAAAUCAUUGACAAGAAAGCACUGAAGGGCAAAGAGGAUUCUCUUGAUAACGAGAUCAAAGUUCUGAGAAGGUUCAGUAAGUCGGUGAAAAGGAGUGACCAUUCGGGAACUGACGAUAAGAACGAGGGUAAAUGGCUCACUCAUCCGAAUAUCGUGCAAUUGCUGGAAACGUUUGAGGACAAGUCCAAAGUGUACCUCAUCAUGGAACUGGUAACCGGAGGCGAACUGUUCGACCGGAUCGUGCAGAAGGGCUCGUACACCGAAAAAGACGCCGCCCAUUUGAUCCGUCAGGUACUGGAAGCUGUGGAUUACAUGCAUGAGCAAGGCGUAGUACACAGGGAUCUCAAGCCAGAAAACUUGUUGUACUACAGUACGGACGAAGACAGUAAGAUUAUGAUAAGUGACUUUGGAUUGUCCAAAAUUGAGGAUUCCGGUGUAAUGGCUACUGCUUGUGGAACUCCAGGAUAUGUCGCUCCGGAGGUCUUGGCUCAAAAGCCUUAUGGAAAAGCCGUGGAUGUUUGGAGCAUCGGUGUGAUUUCGUAUAUAUUGCUGUGCGGUUAUCCGCCGUUUUACGACGAGAACGACGCGAAUCUCUUCGCUCAAAUCUUAAAAGGUGAAUUCGAAUUCGAUUCUCCGUACUGGGACGACAUUAGCGAUUCGGCGAAAAACUUUAUAAGGCAAUUGAUGUGUGUGGACGCGGAUAAACGUUACACGUGCCGAGAAGCAUUGGCUCAUCCAUGGAUUUCCGGCAACGCGGCCAGCAGCAAAAACAUUCACGGAACCGUUUCCGCACAGCUCAAAAAGAACUUCGCUAAAUCCAGAUGGAAGCAAGCAUACCAUGCGACAACGGUGGUACGCCAGAUGAAGAAAAUGGCCUUAAACAGCGGAGCAGCAGGAAUUAGCCAGGACGCCAGGAUGGAUAACCAGGAUUUCGAGGUCAACGGAAUGACAACCGAAUCCAACAGACUCUAAGAAUUUCUCGUUUUAACUCUUAUUACAUAAAUUAUUAUAAUUAUUACUCUUCUAAUUUUUAAAUAAUUAUAUUUUAUCAAACGUUUUUCCUUUCGCAAAUGAGAAUAAUUCUACACAUAUCUAUAGCAUAUGAAAAUAUUAAACUUUAUUAGGUAAUCAAAUAUGUUUACAAUUUUACGCAAUAUUAUGUAAUGUACUGGUGUAUUUUUAAUACAAAUUCGUACAUGUAUAUAUGGUGCGUGGAAAUUUAAAUCAUAUUUGAUACUGUAUGAGCUCGUUCGCAUAUAAUAUAAAUGCGUAAAAUUUAUUUUAAUCUCUUUGCAUAUACAAAAAAAAAAAAAUAAGAAGUAUUUAAAUAUUUUGCUCAUCACAACUUUAAAACGUUACGACGUUGUUAAACUUUGAAAAAAAAAUUAAAAAUAUACAUAAAAAUAUAAAAAAAAAAUUAUUAGAAUUAUUAUUAUAUAAACAUUUUUAAAGACAUUAAAUUAUACGUAUAGUUAAGGAUAAGACGUUAUAGUUAAUUAUUAUAACUCGAAAUGUACUUCCGCUUUCACUGAGUUAUAAAUGUUCGAUUCACAACGGCACGUACACGGAUGAUAUCUACGAUAUUGCACACAACUUCAAACUACUAUAAUCCCGUUCGUCUCACGUGCACAUAUGUACUCGUAAACCAUAGAUUUUUCUCAAUCCACACAAAUCUCGCGAACAUUGCCGUUUUUCUCUCUUUCGAAAAUAUAAUUGUGUCCCCGAUUAGAAAGUAUUAUUAUGUUAGAUUCGGUUCAUAACUGGUGAAUCGUCGAUUUUAGACUUGAACAUUCCAAAUAAAUUCGAUCAUUCCUAUGAAAAAAAUAGACCUAAUUAUUGGUUUUUUUUCAAUUAUUAUUAACGCAACGAUAGACCUCUCCGUAUACAUUUCUUGAAAUACAUUUCUGAUAAAAAUAUAACUCGUUGUUUAUAGGUAGAUUGGUUAGGUUGGUAGUCGAGAACUCGUAUGAACAUAAAUAACGGCGUUUUCGAUUUACUGUGAUAUGUUAAACGUUUAAUAAGUAACAAAUAAUGCUCACGAUGAGUACUAUGCAACAUCAUGUCGUAUAACAAUACCAAUAAAAAAAAAGCUGGAAGUACAUUUGAAUAAAGAUAUCCGACUUGUUUAUUGAUUUUCUUAAUUAGAUUCACUAUAAUUGUACAUGAGAAUAAAAAAAAUCUGCUUUUAUAACGAAUAUUAUAUAUAUAUAUAUAUAUAUAUAAAUUGUUUAAUUUUACUGUUCUUAUAUAAUAUAUGUUACAUAUAUAACUUUGUUGUUAAAUCUUUAAAUAAUUAUAACGAGAAAGAGAAAACUCGUUAGCGCUUUUAUUGUAACAUUUAUAAUUAUAUUAAUAAUAAUGUAUUUUUGUUCGUCAGACGAUUGUAUCAAGCAAUGUAUUGAAAUAAAAUGAGAAACUUAGGAUUUAUUUCACACAAAAAAAAAAAAAAAACCAUCGUAUACAAAAAACCAAAUCGUCUUCGCCCAACCUACUAUCGAUA
Sipha flava (yellow sugarcane aphid) is the source of this 3190-nucleotide messenger RNA. It is a transcript of the gene CaMKI, whose product is annotated as calcium/calmodulin-dependent protein kinase type 1. The record is from RefSeq and is a predicted model, not a curated record. The transcript is spliced from 10 exons. Lineage: Eukaryota; Metazoa; Arthropoda; Insecta; Hemiptera; Aphididae. Gene Ontology annotation, biological process: protein phosphorylation. The coding region runs from base 523 to 1662 and encodes 379 amino acids. Gene Ontology annotation, molecular function: calcium/calmodulin-dependent protein kinase activity; calmodulin binding; ATP binding.